CUGUGUCUGCAUAUAAAAACCACCUGCAAUGUUUUCGAAUUGCCAGACGAGGGGUUACAAAGCUGACAGCUCGAUGGUCUAGAGUCAACAUUACGGCCAACCUCUGAUACUGUUAACGACAGCAGCGGUAUGUAGGCGCCCUGAAGCCAGUCUAACUUGAAACUUAUCCACAGCGCGUAUUUGAAACAUCCUCCGGCCUGUUAUUGCACACUAUGGCGGGGUACGUCGUAAUCGGCGCUUAUCUUUGCGCUGUCAUUGUCACUGGUUUCAUUGGCAACCUCAUUGUCAUUGCAGCCUUCUGUAAAUUCAAGAAGCUCCGGACGGCCAAUAAUUGUCUCAUCAUGAAUCUGUCCGGGAGUGAUUUAGCCAUGGCUAUAGUAGGUACUCCCAUGUCUUGCUCUAGUAGCUUUGCGGGGAAGUGGCUCUAUGGCGCAGCUGGGUGUACCUAUUACGGAUUUAUCAACUACUACUGUGGUUGUAUCUCACUGAACACCUUUGUGGUCAUAGCCAUGUAUAGGUAUGUUGUGAUCCUGAAACAUCGACCGAACCGAAGAAUAAGUAUCAAAACCAUACUGAAAGUCAUCGUUGCGGUGCAUGCAAUAACUUUGAUCUGCACCAUGCCUCCACUGUUUGGCUGGAAUGAGUUUAUUCUUGAAGGAUUCAAGACGCAGUGUGACAUUAACUAUCGCAAAAAAUCGCCUCUUUUUGUGUCCUACAUUGCCUUCAUGUUUAUAGUUUUGUUCACCACUCCACUCAGUGUCAUUGUUUAUUGUUACUGGCGAAUCUUCACUUUCCUCCGGAAGCGAACUGUAGAGCAGAUGUCCCAGUCCGUGUCCCUUCAGCUUCGGAGCUCCGCUCGGACCAUGGAGAAACGCACCACGGUCAUGAUGCUCGUUUGCCUAUGUUUUUUCCUGUCAGCCUGGACUCCUUACUGUAUCGUCUCACUCUGGAGCGUAUUUGGGGACCACCGAGAUAUUACUCCUGCCGUUUCAGCUGCUCCUGCUCUGGUGGCGAAGUCCUGUAUCGUUUUUAAUCCCAUCAUCUACGGAUUGAUGAGCCCACAGUUUAGGCGAUCGUUCCAGGUAAGACAGUGA
Acanthaster planci (crown-of-thorns starfish) is the source of this 1094-nucleotide messenger RNA. RefSeq lists its product as uncharacterized. The record is from RefSeq and is a predicted model, not a curated record. Gene Ontology annotation, biological process: visual perception; G protein-coupled receptor signaling pathway. NCBI's taxonomy places the organism in Eukaryota, Metazoa, Echinodermata, Asteroidea, Valvatida, Acanthasteridae. Gene Ontology annotation, molecular function: G protein-coupled receptor activity. Gene Ontology annotation, cellular component: membrane.